Molecule: messenger RNA, 968 nt
Organism: Baudoinia panamericana UAMH 10762
Lineage: Eukaryota; Fungi; Ascomycota; Dothideomycetes; Mycosphaerellales; Teratosphaeriaceae
Exons: 3
Coding region: 321-968 (215 amino acids)
Biological process (GO): tRNA wobble adenosine to inosine editing
Cellular component (GO): nucleus; cytoplasm
Molecular function (GO): tRNA-specific adenosine-34 deaminase activity; zinc ion binding
Source: RefSeq, a predicted model, not a curated record
CAACCGACAACUUCUGCUUCCGUCCAGACGUCCAUCGUUCGGCAACAAAAUACACUUCCGUCACCUGCAUGCAAGCACGCAAGUGUUAAUGGCUUCACCAAACCAUUCGUCAGCCUACGCCAACGCGACGUGUUUCGGUCUUUCCUAAACUCCCAUGUGCCUUCCGUACGUGACUGAAAAGCAAAAAUCGUUCUUUCACCGCCGCAACACGACAAACAUGAUUAUCUCAAACGCAAACAGCCCCGGGAUGCUCUCUACACCUGUCAAAUAAGACCGGAAAGACUCGUCAACACGCCGUUCUCAAAAUCCAAGAUUUCAAGAUGGUUUUCGGACCCAUCCCCAACCGCGAGUACCACGAAGGCUUCAUGCGGAAAGCCAUCGAGAUGGCAGAACUGGCUCUCUCCUCCGAUGAAACGCCGGUAGGCUGCGUCUUCGUCCACGACGGCGAAGUCAUUGGACGUGGUAUCAACGGCACAAAUGCCUCGCUCAAUGGCACCCGCCAUGCCGAAUUCGUCGCCCUGGCCGAGAUCAUGGCCAAGCAUCCCCCAAGCAUCCUCAAGGACACCGACCUGUACGUCACCGUCGAGCCGUGCAUCAUGUGCGCUUCCGCUCUGCGGCAAUUCGGCAUCCGCGCCGUUUACUUCGGCUGCCUCAACGACCGCUUCGGGGGGUGUGGCGGUGUGAUGACCGUGCACUCUGAUCCCGGCGUCGACCCGCCGUAUCCCGUCUACGGUGGCUUGUUCAGGGAGGAAGCGAUCAUGUUGUUGCGCAAGUUUUAUGUGCAGGAGAAUAAUAAGGCACCCGAUCCGAAGCCGAAGAAGAAUCGGGAGCUCAAGACUGAGAUUCUGCCGAUCACGACGCCGAAUGUCGCUACGCCUGGUGGGGGUACGCCUUCGCUAGAGCUCAACAAGCCUAUCCUAGAGAAGGCGGCGGUGGCGGCGAAGGCUCAGAUUACUCAGAUGAAGUAA